CAAAAAAAGUUUGAAAGGGCAAACUACAACCUACUACUACUUAAAUGUUAAACUACUAAAUCUGGCCCGCCAAACUGGAAUAGAUUAUAUUGAAAAUUGUUGUUAAGGUUUUAUUUUCCCUGUAAUUCUGGAGUCUCCCCAUAGAUGGUGCUCUGCAUAUACACUAACCUUUCUUUAGAGCAGUGGUUCUUAACCUGGGUUCGAUCGAACCCCAGGGGUUCGAUGGGUUGAUCUCAGGGGUUCGGCAGUAGGGUUGGGCACCGAAGUUCGGUUCCAAGUAGGAACCGUUAUGAUUUAUGUGGUUCUGCCAAAACCGAAAGAAGCUGCUGCAAACGGUGCAGCAUGUUGGUGUCAAAUUUUUGAUACCAUUUGUUACGACAUAUCUUUGUGAGCAAUCCUUUUCGAGGAUGCUGGACAUAAAAAAAAGAAAAGGAACAGACUUUGCCGUGAAAAUGACAUGAGAGUGGCCCUCGCCAAGGUGAAACCACGCAUAUCUGAACUGGUCUCUCAAAGCAGAAGUCACACUGAUUUGCAGCAAUGGAGGAGCUGGUGAGCGAGCUUCGCCUGUUUCUGGACUUGCUGGAUAGGGAGUACCUGAGCGCCGCCGUCCGAGAAAAGAAGACACACCUGUCUAACAUCCUGAACAGAGUCCUCAGUGACAGAGGCGAAGCUACAACUACAGAGCCUUCGUUCAAGUCAGAGAUCCACAGUGGUCUUCCAGCCCCACCUCUGAUGCCCCUCCCAGAGAUCCCCCAUCCAUGGCUGGCUCCUAGCAGUGCCCCCCCUCCUCUGCCCAGCUCCUCUCUUCCAGAAGGUUACUAUGAAGAGGCUGUCCCUCUCAGUCCAGGGAAGGCACCCGAGUAUAUCACCUCCAACUAUGAUUCGGAUGCCAUGAGUAGCUCCUAUGAGUCAUAUGAUGAGGAAGAAGAAGACGGAAAAGGGCAGAAGAUGCGUCACCAGUGGCCUUCUGAGGAAGCAUCCAUGGAUCUGGUUAAGGAUGCUCGCAUUUGUGCCUUUCUGCUGCGCAAGAAACGCUUCGGCCAAUGGACCAAACUCCUGUGUGUCAUUAAAGACAACAAACUACUGUGUUACAAAUCCUCUAAAGACCAAACCCCCCAGAUGGAGCUCAUCUUGUCAGGAUGCAGCAUUACUCACGUUCCUAAAGAUGGCAAGAAGAAGAAGCAUGAACUGAAGAUUGUCCAUCAGGGGGCAGAUGCUCUGGUGCUGGCUGUGCAGAGCAAAGAACAAGCUGAGGAAUGGCUGAAGGUGAUGAGAGAGGUGUGUGUUAAUGGAAGCGCAGAGAUAGAUGGAUCUGCAUCUGGAUUGGCUGUGCACAAGCCUGAACUAGAGAAGAGAACAUCAUGUGACAGACCAAAUUCAGACGGUGAAGCAGCCUCUGAGAACGGUCACAGUGAGUGCAAAGAUCUGGGCAAAGCAAAGAAGAACUCAAAGUCCGAACACAAAACUGGGACUGUGGGGAAGGGAGCUGGCAAGAAGAUUACAAAGAUCAUUGGUUUGGGGAAGAAGAAGCCGUCCAUGGAUGAGCAGACAUCUUCAGCAGAAGAAGACGUUCCUACCAGUGGUUACCUGAACGUGUUGUCCAACAAUCGCUGGCGGGAGCGCUGGUGCCGCCUGAAGGACAACCAGCUGCUCCUCCACAAAGACCGAGAUGACCUGAAGAGCCAUAUUGCCUCGCUUCCCCUCCAAGGUUGCGAGGUGAGCCCAGGUCUCAACCACAAGCACCGCUUUGCUUUCCGCCUGCUUCGCAACGGACAGGAGGUGGCCGUGCUGGAGGCAUCCUCUUCUGAAGAGAUGGGUCAUUGGCUGGGGGUUCUGUUGGCUGAGACUGGGUCCACCACUGACCCGGCCACCCUGCACUAUGACUACAUUGAUGUGGAGACCACCGCCAAUGUCAUCCAGCUGGCUAAGCAGUCAUUCUGUUUUACCAGUAAGCGUGCCAUCUCUCCUAACCCGUACCUGGACAACCCGGUCAACAGCUACGCCUACCCGUCUGGUCUGGCUCUGCACUAUGACGACGUGCCCAUAAAUGGAAUGCUGGAGGCGCGGUACUCCAGUCCCAUCACAAGAGAGGAGGCACAGCAUGGGAAUGCUGACCUCUAUGAGAAUGUGCCCUCUUCUGAACCAACCAGCCGCCAUCGUCUGCAGCCUUCCUCUGCCUCCUCUUCCUCUGUUGCUGCUCACUACAAGACCCCUCUAACUAAAGUUUCCUCUAAGUUCCUCUCAGCCGAUUGUUCAUCUAAAGACUCCUCCAGUCAGCUGAAGGGAAAGAAGGGACUGGCAGCCAACGGAGUGGCUUCCAAACUCAAGUCAGAGCCCAAGAACAAGAAGAAUGGAGUCAUGGGGGCCACCGGGGCGGCACCUGUGAAACGCAACAACUCCAAUGCAGAGCAGUGUAAGUACGGCAAGAACCGCGUGGAAGCUGAUGCCAAGAGACUGCAGACCAAAGAAGAAGAGCUGCUGAAAAAGAAGGAGAUCAUCAAGAGCCAUCUCACCCAGCUGAAGAAGGAAAGGAAAGAUUUGCGCACUGCUGUGGAGGCUGCUAGUGGAAAACCUUUACAUGCCUCCCUGUCUGAGCAACUGAAGAAAUUAGAGGACAAAUGCAAGAAGAAGGAGGACGAAUGGGUCAACCUAGAGCUGGAGCUGACAGAGGUGAAGGAGAGCCUAAAGAAAGCCCUGAGUGGAGGUGUGAGCCUGGGCCUCACCAUCGAACCCAAAGCUGUUUCGUCCAACUUCCAGUCUCCUGCCAUGGCGAGACGAGCGCAGGAGUCCUCUGCCCUCUCUAGCUGUGACACCAGUGACACAGAGUCCUGCUCGCUCCCAGUCAACAGCGCAGCUUUGUUCCGUCGGCAGCAAAACAGCCAGAAGCCGCUGACGGUGCGAGGACACGUCCUCCGGAAGGCCAAGGAGUGGGAGCAGAAGAGCGGCACAUAACCCCCCAUGCAGGGCCUCCCUCAGCUGGACUUUCUCUCUGUUUCUGCUGCAGAUGUUGUGUAUAUAUUUAUUUAAAGUCUGUCAGAACCAUCAGUGUGCUGACCAGGACCAAAGCAAAGCAUAAAGGUGUCCAAACCAUCGGCUUUAAAA
This is a messenger RNA of Oryzias melastigma (Indian medaka), 3102 nucleotides long. RefSeq names its product actin filament associated protein 1 (gene afap1). NCBI's taxonomy places the organism in Eukaryota, Metazoa, Chordata, Actinopteri, Beloniformes, Adrianichthyidae. Gene Ontology annotation, molecular function: SH2 domain binding; SH3 domain binding. The transcript is spliced from 18 exons. Gene Ontology annotation, cellular component: cytosol. Bases 538 to 2952 code for a protein of 804 amino acids. The record is from RefSeq and is a predicted model, not a curated record.